Spirodela intermedia is the source of this 3674-nucleotide messenger RNA. The record is from the annotation of a GenBank genome assembly. Lineage: Eukaryota; Viridiplantae; Streptophyta; Magnoliopsida; Alismatales; Araceae.
AUGGGGGAAGCGAAACCUGCUGGUCCUCUCCCCACUCAGGCUCCACCUCCCGUCGCGGUGGCGCGGGCGCCCCAUGUUCCUCAACCUUCGGAGCAGCUCCCGCAGCUCCACUUCUGUAUCCACUCCAACCCUUCUUGGGGUGAGUUCUCUACUUCUCUCCUCCUCUCCUAUCCCACCUCGCUUGGGCCACAGUUUUCGCGCGAGUAAGAUUUCGAUUUUUUACACGCUCUGCGCAGACUUCCAGUUUAAUUACUGGUCCUUUCAGGGGGUUUGGUUUUUGAAUCUCUUCCCUGUUCUCCGCUGUAUCUAUCUCUCUUUAUCCUCCUCGUCUCGUCCGGGGUAAUAGGGUUUAUGGAAGCAGGUUUGGGCACCGCGGUUUUGUCUCCCGGAUUCUGACUCGUCACCUCUCGGUCUCACCUUAGACCACCACGGGCGGGCUGAAGAGGGAAUUUUGGAGAUUCAUUCACUUUUGAUGUUUCCCGCGCCUCCCGAUUUGAUCCUGAAGUUGUCAAGAAGACUGUGCGCCCGUAUCUUUCUAGGGUUAACGAGCAACGACGACUUUUCCGUCGGUUUCUGUAUCUAUCGAGGACCUUCGUUCCUCCCCCAACCUCCCCCUUUUCUGUAAUCGGUGCUCUCUGUUUUUUUUUGCAGCGAUAACCUUCCUGUUCGCCUUCCAACAUUACAUCGUGAUGUUGGGCUCGAUCGUCGCCAUUUCUACCAUUCUCGUCCCCCAAAUGGGCGGGGAUUAUGUAAGCGUCCGACCCGUCGCCAUCUUCUUCCUGCCCUGGGAUCGCCAUCUCACCCCUUUUAUGUGUAUGCCUUCCGGGGCGCUGAUCGCUCGGAUGCGCUGUUGAGCAGAAGGACAAGGCGAAGGUUAUCCAGACGCUCCUGCUCGUGAGCGGGUUGAACACGCUCCUCCAGACGAUCAUCGGCACGCGGCUCCCUACCGUGAUGAACCCUUCCUUUGCGUUCAUCGUUCCCGUGCUGUCCACUAUAAAGGAUCUCCAGUCCCAGACUUUCGACAACGACCACAAGGUGCGCGCAGUCGCCUCACGCUUCUCCUCCUCCUCCUCCUCGCAUGAUAAGAACAGCUUAUAGAUAACAUCUUUGCAGUGAGACCCUCUGUUCGCUCUCCCCUUACCGUCGGAGGACUACUCCGUCUGGUCUAAUCUAUUUUUUAGGUUCCUGCUUUCCCACCUCGCCAUUGAUCCUCUCUUCACCAUUGCAACAGAGAUUUAUCCACACCAUCCGGACCGUCCAGGGCUCCAUGCUCGUCUCUUCGCUCGUGAACAUCGUGAUCGGAUACAGCAGGCUUUGGAGGAAUUACGCGCUGUACGUUGUUGGCUACUAUCUACUAUGGUCUGUUCCGGGCGGGUGCCCCUCCGCUCCCCCGGUAUCCAUCUACUAACACCAUCGUAUGCUCUUCUUUCCUUGCCCGUGUGUUUCCCCCGACCAGAUUCUUCACUCCUCUGAGCAUGGCCCCUGUCGUGUGCGUCGUGGGCCUCGGCCUCUUCGGGAGAGGAUUUCCUGAGGUACACCGACUGGGUCACCCUCUCCCUAAUAUCCUCCUCCUCCACCACCACUCUUAGCACGGCGCUAACAUCUGUGUUGGGGCAACUCAAGCUGGCGAAAUGCGUGGAGGUUGGCUUGCCGAUGCUGAUUCUGCUGUUCCUGCAGCAGGUGAGAACCUCUAGAGAGAUGCUGCUGCUGCUCUGGCACACUCUUAUGCUUAACAUUCAUUCGUCUGGCAAUGUUUGGUCGACCUCAUGGAUGGAUGGAUGAUCUCAUGCCAGUAUCUCAAGCGGGUGAACGAGAAGGUGCAUUCCUGGUUCCAGAGAUUCGGCAUACUCUUCUGCAUCGGGGUGGUCUGGUCCUUCGCCGCCGUGCUCACCGCUGCCGGAGCGUACAACGAGGACGGCGAGAAGACCAAGCAGCACUGCCGCGUUGACCGGUCCUAUCUUCUGACAUCUGCUGACUGGUGAGCUGAGAAACCCCCGCUCUUCUUUCGUUGGCCCGCUUCGUGCAUUCCAUUCUUGAAAUUAGCUCUGUCCAGGAUUGGAAUCCCGUAUCCAUUCCAGUGGGGCGCUCCGACCUUCAGCGCCAGCCAUGUUUUCGGGAUGAUGGGUGCGACAUUGGUCUCCGCUGUCGAGGUGAGGCCUAAUAAGUCAACGAUUCGUUUUGUGGAGACGCAUCUCGUACGGGUUUCCAUGAUCGGGAUGUUGACCCUGCAUGUUUUUUCUUCAUUUUCAUUCUUCGUCUCUUCUGGGUAGUCCACCGGCACGCAUUAUGCGACGGCACGGCUGUCCGGCGCUACGCCGCCCCCCACGGAGGUGAUCACUCGCAGCGUCGGCCUGCAGGUUAGUCUUCCUUCUGUCCUUCUGAUGGGUGAAGCUCUGCUGACCCACAGCAUGGUUGGAGGGGUUGGAAGGGGAAGAAUGCAUGGGGUUGAGAGGGAGAGAGGGAAUCUCUCCCUGUAAUUUGCUUCCUGUUUCGAGGCAUCACAGCCUGGUUUUUUCGUCUGCAGGGGGUGGGAAUGCUGAUCGAGGGGAUCUUUGGAGCGCUGGUCGGCAGCUCCGCGUCUGUGUAAGCAAUGCCUGAUGGAGUCCGGUCAUUCGUAGAUGAAAGCGGUUCUUCGGCGAUUUGCUCGUUUUCCCCUUUUGCCUGGUCUUUUUCCGGCGUGAGGCGCCGAAGAUGAAGAUCCGGUCGUGUCUGCCUGACGUGCAUAUUCCCUCGCGUAUUCCGUUUGCGUGACCGCUGGAAUUUUGGUUGUGCAGUGAAAACACCGGCCUGCUUAGCCUCACGCGGGUAGCGAGCCGGAGAUCGGUGCAGAUAUCGACUGCCUUUAUGAUAUUCUUCUCCAUAUUUGGUGCACUCUCUCUCUCUCUCUCUCUCUCUCUCUCUCUCUCUCUCUCUCUCGCUCUCUCUUUCUGCGUAUGAUUUCGCCGUGGAGCCCUGUUGGUCCUCAAGGACUCUCUCUCUCUUCUUGCAGGGAAGUUCGGUGCCUUCUUCGCGUCGAUCCCGCUCCCAAUAUUCGCCGCCAUAUACUGCGUUCUCUUUGCGCUUGUGGGUGAGUCUGUCUUGCACUGGGCAUCACUCCUCGGCUCUCUCUCUCUCUCUCUGUGUCUCUGUGUUUGGACCCUUCUCCAUCCCCUCUGCAUUCUUCUCUCUCUCUCAUCCUCGGGGAUGCUCCGUCUUUUUGUACCUCUGGUGGCAGCGGGCGUCGGCAUCUCGUUCGUCCAGUUCACCAACAACAACAACCUGCGGAACCAGUACGUGGUGGGCAUCUCCCUGUUCCUCGCCAUAUCCAUUCCCCAGUACUUCAACGAGUUCACCACCUCCGCCGGCCACGGCCCGGCCAACACCAACGCCGGAUGGGUAAAAGUCAACCACCCUCAGGCUCUCUCUCUCUCUCUCUCUCUCCCUCUCUCCUCUGACUUGCCCACCUCCUCGUGCAGUUCAACGACAUACUGAACUCCAUCUUCUCGUCGGCGCCGGCGGUGGCGAUGGUGGUCGCCACCGUCCUGGACACCACGCUGCUGGAGGGGAUCUCGGCGGACGACAGGGGGUUAGGCUGGUGGACCCGAUUCCAGAAGAUGGGGGCCGACGCCAGGAACGACGAGUUCUACAGCUAUCCCGUGCCUAUCCGCCCCUUCAUUCCCAGGAGACUCUUCUAA